Syngnathoides biaculeatus (alligator pipefish) is the source of this 1742-nucleotide messenger RNA. Its product is annotated as zinc finger protein 771-like. Lineage: Eukaryota; Metazoa; Chordata; Actinopteri; Syngnathiformes; Syngnathidae. Gene Ontology annotation, cellular component: nucleus. The coding region runs from base 308 to 1510 and encodes 400 amino acids. The record is from RefSeq and is a predicted model, not a curated record. The transcript has 3 exons.
UUUUCCCCUCAUCUUCCGAGGAAAAGAAAAUCUCGCAUGCAGGAAGAGGGACGAUCGUUCUUCAGCAAAUCUUUCUGAAUUGUCUUGAAUCAUCGACGGAGGACUCUUCUGAUCACAACUUUAGUGGACUAAAAAAACAUUUGUAUUGUCCUCGUGUCCGGUUGGAGUCGUCUCGUCCACGUUGAAGCUACUCGACCUAGAUUGUUUUAGCUUAGCUUGCUAACAAAGAGACGUGUUUGUGGUCAACACUGAGCAAAACAAAGCUCUAGCCUGAGAGCAGAGAAUUUUGUGAUCACUGUGUGUGAAAAUGUGUGCAAGAAGCACAGCAGCGUACAAAGAGAAACUUUUGGGCCUAAAAGAGGAGAAGGAUCCACAUCACGUACUGGACGCUUUGUUCAAUUUUCAGCCUCGAAUUGUGCUUCGCAGAGCAGAUGUCAGUGAAUAUCUUCAUCCAGGCUGGCAGCAGUCAGUGUCCGGUCACAUCAAAGAGGAAGAAGAUGAUGAAGGGGUUCAAUGUGUCAAAGAGGAGGAGGAGGAAGAUUUCCUACACAUGAAAGACAACAAGCAGGAAAUCAUCCAGGUUCCCUCCACUGGUGUCCCUUUGAAGAGUGAAGAUGAAAGUCCAGGUGAGGAGGGAAAAGGGGUGGAGCCUCCAAGCAGGAACAGCUCCAGUGAUGGAGACAAUUGUGAAGGAUCACUAACAGACGGACACGAUGAUGAAUACUUUGAAGGUGGUAUACCAUGUCAUACUGCCAAAAAAUCCUGGAAAUGUUUUCAGUGUAGGAAAACUUUUGCUUCGAUGAGGAAUUUCAAACAACAUGUGAAAAUACACACAGGAGAGAAGCCUUUUACAUGCUCAGUUUGUGGUCAAAGUUUCACUCGGAAGGAAAACUUAAAAAGACACACAAGAACCCACACUGGAGAGAAACCUUUUUCCUGCUCAGUUUGUGGCCAAAGAUUCACUCAGAAAGGAGAUUUAAAAAUACACACAAGAACCCACACUGGUGAGAAACCUUUUUCUUGUUCAGUUUGUGGUAAAAGAUUCACUCAGAAGGGAAAAUUAAAACUACACACAAGAACACACACUGGUGAAAAACCUUUUUCCUGCUUACUUUGCGGUCAAAGGUUCGCUCAGCAGGGAAAGUUAAAAACCCACAGAAGAACCCACACUGGUGAGAAACCCUUUUCCUGCUCAGUUUGCGGUCAAAGCUUCUCACAGAAGGACCACUUAAAAAUACACACAAGAACACACACUGGUGAGAAACCUUAUUCCUGCUUAGUUUGUGGUCAAAGAUUCACUCAGAAGGGAAAUUUUAAAAUACACACACGAACGCACACUGGUGAAAAACCUUUUUUCUGCUCCGUCUGUGGUCAGAGAUUCACUCAGAAGGCAAACUUAAAAAAACACACAAGAACACACGGUGGCGAGAAACUUUUUUCCUGUUCGGUUUGUGAUCAAAAAUUCACACAGAAGAGAAAAUUAAAAAUACACACAAGAACACACUGGUGAGAAAACAUUUUUGUGAAGAAGAUUAUCUGUGAAGGAAAGCUUAAAAAGACAUCCAAGAACACACCCUAGUUUUGCCUGCUUGCUUUGAUCAAGGAUUCUCUUCUAAGUAUCAGGUUAAGACACACAAGUGUACUGGUGAGAAAUGCAAUGGUCAAAAAGCGUUUUAAUUUAAAUAUGUAAAAAGAAAGUAAUUACUUUGUUAUUGAUUGACAAUAAACAUUCUUGUAUUUUG